AGCAAUAAUCAAAGAUAUCUGACCAGUUAAGAUUUAUGAAAAGAAAUGAUGAUUCAACAAUCAAACGUGCAUGCUGAGACCAACGUGCUUUUAUAUUCGUUGCCUUCUCCCCUUACCAUUAUUUCUCCACCUUCCAUCCGAUCCCAUCCACCUUGUAUAACUCGAUCAAGUAAUCACCCUCUCUAGCCAAAAGCAAGAAAAAAAACUAUAAAAAAAACAAAACAUGAUUCCAGAGAAGUGGAAAGGAGCAAAGCACACGCUUCUAGAGCGACCAUGGUUCAUCAUAGCUGCUCUAGCUGGUCUUUUAGGUGGCGCACUGCUCAUCACAAGUAUCAUCCGAGCUACGGACAGCACUCUAUCUUUAUGUUCCACCGCAAAAACCACGGCGCAGUCCAUAGCCGAAUACUCAACCACACCAAUCCAGCUUCAAUCCAUCGUCCACUACGCGACCUCACAGACCGUUCCUCAACAAUCCUUCGAGGAGAUAUCAAUCUCUUUAAACGUCCUUAAGGAACGUAUACCUUGCAAUUUUCUUGUCUUUGGCCUCGGCCAUGACUCCCUCAUGUGGGCCUCCCUCAAUCCACGUGGCACCACUGUGUUCCUUGAGGACGAUCCUGAGUGGAUCCAGGCCGUCCUCAAGGAUGCACCGUCCCUGAGGGCCCACCAUGUUCAGUAUCGGACCCAACUUUCUCAAGCCGACAAUCUUCUCGCGACCUACCGGUCCGAACCCAAGUGCUUACCUGCCAACGCUUUCCCCAUCCGCUACAACGAAAAGUGUCCAUUGGCUUUGACUUCACUUCCUGAUGAGUUCUAUGAUACCGAGUGGGAUCUCAUCAUGGUGGACGCACCAAAAGGGUACUUCCCAACCGCGCCAGGGAGGAUGGCAGCUAUAUUCUCCGCAGCCAUCAUGGCACGUAACCGGAAGGGUGCGGGCACCACCCACGUUUUCCUUCAUGAUGUUGACCGCAUAGUGGAGAAGACGUACGCCAACGAGUUCCUAUGCGAGAAGUACAGAGUCAAUUCAGCUGGUAGGCUCUGGCACUUUGAGAUACCCAACGCUGCUAACAUGAGCGACCAGCCUGGGGACCGAUUUUGCUAGGUUGAACCGAUCUUUUGAUUCUUCGUUACUUUUAAAUUAAACACCGCAUAGUUCUUCUGAAUUUACAACUGUUUAUUUUUAAAUAUAACUAUCCGGAGGCUUCUCAUAAAGAUAAAUCAUAUAUAUCGUAUCGAUGUUACUCUUUGUUUCGUAUGGUUUAUGAGACUUGGUUUCUACAUAUUUUGGACAGUAGCAUACUUUGUGGUGAUA
Brassica napus (rape) is the source of this 1309-nucleotide messenger RNA. RefSeq names its product probable methyltransferase At1g27930. The record is from RefSeq and is a predicted model, not a curated record. The transcript has a single exon. Gene Ontology annotation, biological process: xylan biosynthetic process. Bases 224 to 1099 code for a protein of 291 amino acids. Lineage: Eukaryota; Viridiplantae; Streptophyta; Magnoliopsida; Brassicales; Brassicaceae.